UAGCUGUGGUGGGGGUAGAGAUUCCAAGUUCACGAGAAUCCAUUGCUGACUCCGUUUAUGAACAGCUGGGGUCAGAAAAACUGAACUCAGAUAACAGUGUUAACGUUGUGAUGACGAUGAAUGAACAUUGCUUCCGGUGAUGGUUAGAUGAGAUGCGUCACAUAUCGAAAAUAUGUACACUGAAAACAAGAAGAUGGUACCACCAGAUGGUGGUUGGGGUUGGAUCGUUGUGGCGGGAGUUAGCAUGGUCAAUCUAUGCACCAGAUCCAUAGAACAAUCAUUCGGUCUCCUCUUUGGUGACAUUUUAGAAUCAAUGGGAGUGGAAACCACUGGUUCAGCCCUAAUAAUGAGUGCACUAGACGCACUCAUCAAUUUCUCAGGACUCUUGGUGGGACCUCUUAUUCGUGCCUUUUCAUUCCGUAAGGUAUCACUUGCUGGAGCUCUUCUUUGCUCCAUUGGUUUAUCGGCUACAUCUCCUGCCAACAAUAUGGGACAUAUCUUGCUAUCAUACAGUAUUAUUAAUGGACUGGGAGUUGGCCUAGCCUCCUCGGCAACUUUUGUUGCCCUAAAUAACUACUUUGUGAAAAAAAGAGGCCAAGCAGUGGGUCUUUCUUUGGCAGGAACAGCUUUCGGUAUGAUGAUCAUGCCUCAAGCCAUCAAAUUGUUAUUAGACGCCUACGCUUUUCGUGGUGCUAUACUAGUCCUUGGAGCGUUUGCCUUGAAUGGAGUAGUCGGUUCUUGCGUGUUGCAACCUGCAGAGUGGCACUAUGUAGAAGAGCGCAAAACUGUUCAAGAUGGUAAGCUUCAUAAGGAAAUGGAAACUAUAAAAGAGACAGAAGACGAGGAAGCAGAUAUUUUCGAGGAUCAGAAUCUCCUCCAUCCCAAGAUGAAUCAAGAUAUGAUAGUGGUGAAAACAUUGGAAGACCUUGGAAAACAAUCGACAUUGAUCAGAAAAGGCACAUUCCCAAGAAAUUUUUCCACGUUGAGCUUCGUUGGGUCUAGGAAGAGAAAAGUUUCUUUGGAAUCUGUAAUGUCUAGUUAUUCCAGAUUGGAUUUCACCGGCUCCAGUCUUCAGUUGCAUUUGGAGACAAACCAUUUACCAGAUGAUAGACCUGCAGAUAAUGUUCCCCUUAGAAGAAACAUGAGCUAUCCUGGAGUGCAACCGAAAAGAAUCAGGGUUGCAGCUCCCACACCACUAUCCCUAGAAAUCAAACCUUUGAAGAAGCACAGCAUGUGGCAAAAAGUUGUUGAAUUCAUGGAUUUCGAUCUGCUCAAGGAUCCAAUAUAUUUGAACUUGGUCUUUGGACUCUCGAUGUUUUACGUUGCAGAACAGAAUUUCAAGAUGUUAACUCCGUUUUUCUUCAAGAGUAUUGGUUACGACAAACAGGAUGUGGCAACUUUUUUAUCUGUACAAGCAGCGACUGAUAUAUUGGCUAGACUUAUACUACCACCUAUAUGUGAUAGAAUGGCUGUGUCGAAAAGAACCCUUUUCAUGACUGCGAUUUUUUUUUUGGGUUUAUGCAGAUCAGUAUUGGCCAUACAGAAAGAAAAAUCAAUGAUAUUAACAUGGCUUGCAAUUGCUGGAUUUGUCAGAGGAUCGGCUCUAAUAAACUUUGCUAUUUGUAUAUCGGAAUACUCGACCCUAGAAAAAUUACCAGCAGCUUUUGGACUUCAUAAUGUCGGCAAAGGAUUAUUUGUGGUAGCUUUAGGACCCUUAUUAGGGAUUAUUCGAGACACAACAAAAAGUUUCCCAAUAUGUCUACAUUCUCAAACUGUUCUCAUAAUGCUCUGCUGUGCAGCUUGGAUUACAGAAUACAUCAUUCUAUAUAUAAAAUCUAGGAAGAAACAGAAUGAACCACCGCCUGCAGUUUCAUGACAAAUAGAAAUAUACUGUGAUGAUACCCUAAGUUUGUGAUUGGAAAUUGUGUAAAUAAUGAUUUUAAAGAAAUGAUGGAAGCAGGGUAAUCAUCUUUACAAAACUUCAUAUUUGCACAAUGAUACCUGCAAAUCUAAUGAAGAAUAUGAUGACUGGAAAAAAUCAUAUCGGCUGAAGAUAAGCUGAAGAAAGCAUUUUCUCAGAAAAUGUUGUAUCAUAUUUUGCGAGAUUUCAAUGGAAAGACAAUUUCUGUGUUCAUGAACAUUCUUAUUUGUAUCAUGACACAUAUUCAUUUGGAUUUUUCAGAUUUUUUUCUUCCUUAUUUGAUCGGAGGCAUAUACUAUAGAUACUUAAAAGAUCAAAUUUCAUCAGACAAAUUUUUCAGUAUUAUAUUUUUCAGUGAAGUAUUAUUUGUAUUUUGUUUUUCAAUUUUGUACUAACUUUUAUUUUAUCGAAUCAUGUUCAUAUCAAUAAUGAAAAACAGCAUAUUGGGCAUUAAAGCCUUUCAGAUUAUUGAUUUGCACAUAAAUGAACUGAGGAGUUUUAUCAUAAAUGAUGAAUAUUAUGUAAACAUACAAUUAUACAAAGAAAAAUAUAUUAUCCACAAAUA
Molecule: messenger RNA, 2486 nt
Organism: Harmonia axyridis
Lineage: Eukaryota; Metazoa; Arthropoda; Insecta; Coleoptera; Coccinellidae
Exons: 8
Coding region: 173-1876 (567 amino acids)
Biological process (GO): monocarboxylic acid transport; transmembrane transport
Molecular function (GO): monocarboxylic acid transmembrane transporter activity
Source: RefSeq, a predicted model, not a curated record